Paracoccidioides brasiliensis Pb18 is the source of this 1044-nucleotide messenger RNA. RefSeq lists its product as uncharacterized. Gene Ontology annotation, molecular function: oxidoreductase activity, acting on the CH-CH group of donors. The transcript is spliced from 2 exons. Gene Ontology annotation, biological process: lipid metabolic process. The record is from RefSeq and is a predicted model, not a curated record. The coding region runs from base 1 to 1044 and encodes 347 amino acids.
AUGCACUUCUUAGAAUGGGUUAGCUCCCUCCCACCGGCUCAGCAGUUCCUCCCGCCCGUAUCUCCAACAGUCUACGUAAUUCUGCUCAGUAUAUUUCAGUACUUCCCUCUUGUAACCCUCAUACAAUGGACUGUUCCCUUCCACCCACAAGGGAAAACUUCCCUCCCUUCCUCCCGCCUUAACUUUCCCGGCCGCUAUGCCUGGCUCUGCAUGGAAAGCGUCGGUGCCAUCAACCUCCUCUACACCCUCUACGCCAUCCCCUCCAGCUUCCCAGACGGCCAGUUACCCAUCUGGCAUAAAGUAGUCGCAUGUCUAUAUGUCCUCCACUAUCUAAACCGGGCGGUCAUAACACCCCUCUUCCUCGCCCCAAGCAUGUCGCCAAUCCACCUGAUCAUAAUCCUUUCAGCAUUGGGAUUCAACUAUCUCAACUCAAGCUGUCUAGCAGGCUGGUUGUUAGGUUAUGGGACACCCAUGCUUGGUUCCACGGCGCUGCAGUCACAUCAUCCAUCAAAGUUCUCCACGUCAUAUUUCCCAGUGGAAUAUUUACCCUACAUCGGACUCUGCCUAUUUUUCAUAGGCAUGUACGGCAACAUAAGAGCAGAGGGAGUCCUCUUCCGCCUACGAAGGGAAGAAGUCGACAAACGGGAUGAUAGUUCUAACAACCUCAAAAACAAGUACGACAAAGUCUACAUCCUUCCCCCUCCAACCGGCUGGUUCCGCACAAUACUAUUUCCACACUACACCUUGGAAUGGAUCGAAUGGUUUGGAUUCCUCCUGAUCGGAUUCUCCAUAACGCCCUCCCCAGCUCCAACUUCUGCUACCACUCCCAGCCUAGCUCUCGCUCCGUAUUACGCUCCCCUAGCUACCCUCCUGCUAAACAAGUGGGGUCUGUCUUUCCCACUACCUGCAAUCGCGCUUUUUGUAAAUUCUGUGUUAACCACAGCGGCGCGUGCAAGCUGGGGGCGGAAUUGGUAUGUGGAGCGAUUUGGGGAGGAGAGGGUAGGCAGGCGUGGCGCGUUUGUGCCGUAUGUAAAGUGGUUGUGA